UAUGUCUCGGCAGGUAGUAUAAGUGGACAGUAACCCGUUUUAACCCGUUUAUGUCUGGUUUCGCGGCUCCUGGUUGUGUUGCUGUCGACGCCUGCGCACUCCGGACACAAUAUCGAGCCGCCCUUCUUCCUCCCCGCCAGCUCGCACCGCAGGGUCGGGCGGACAUCGACUCACAACAACCCCGAGUCCUUUUACUCCUCUAAUUUCACAUUUUCCUGGAUAAAAUGGAGAGCCCGUAUCGCACCGAAAACGAGUCCCCGCUCCUGCUGCCGUCUCUCCGCCUCUUCAUCCCUCCUCUGCGCCUGGUGUCUGCGGCCAUGUGGCAGGUCGUCCAGAGGGGCAGCGUGCAGGACUACGGGACGGUGGAGGAGUUCAUCAGCACAGUUUCAGACAUCGUUCCUGAUCUUCUGAAUGCAGAUCAGAAAGCUCAGCUCCUCCUGGGACUCAGAGCGCGGGUGGUUCUUGAAUUGUGUCGGGCCGAGCAGAUACAAGACACAGAAACCAUCGAGAUGCACCUGGAGCGGAUCAAGGCCCUCGUGUCCACCUGGGCAGCACAGCCAUGCUUUGCAGAAGUUGAGUUUCCAGAAUCCAACUUUGUGGAUCAGGUUGAAUUGUUGUUGAAAGACGCUGAAGAAAAGGAGAAGUUUUUCCAGGAUGUCUUUCCUACAGAUUUCGGGCCUGAAUAUGACGGCGCUCUACAGGUGCUAAUGCUGGAUUUCCUGUCCAGACUGGAGAAGCUUCUUCCAGUGCCAGACAUUCAGCAGACUGCCUCCAUGCUCAGUGCUGUCCCAUCUGCUCUGGAGGAGUGUGUGCACUCUGUUCCCGACCCACAGCACCUGAAAACUGUGCUCCAGUACCACACAACACUGGGACAUUUCGACUUAUCUGAUGAAACUCAGACCAUUCCUUCUUCCUUUGGGAACUGCAUCCUGUCUUCGCUGUCCCUCCCUCAGCUGGAGAAGGUCGUCAUCCACGCAGAUCAGAUCCAGUUACAGCCUCCGUCGGAGCAGAUGCAGGGCUGCAUGACUGUGCAGGUGGAGGGGGAAACCGUGACGCUGCUGGACUACAUUCAGAUUGAACAGCCGUCCGGUUUGGGCGAUCCUGACGAUGAAACGGAAAAUGAGGUAAACGAGGACGGGGCUGAGGACAUCAGGGACGCCCUGAAGCCGGCAGCGUUUCAACCGCUGAAACAAAGCAAAAGACUGCAGGUGAAGAGAAAAGCCAUAACGGAAAAAGACUCAACGGCCGAGAAGAGGCAAAGAAAAAAGUACCCCAACAAUAAAACCUGUCCUGUGUGCAAUAAGGUUUUCCUGCGGGCUGCGGCCAUGAGACGCCACCAAGAAACUCACUCUGCCAACCGGGAAUUCAAAUACAAGUGCGCCAACUGUGAUAAACGAUUCAGGGACCAUUACGACAUGAACCGGCACAACAUGCGCGUUCACGAAAAAGAAGGAAUCAGCACUAAAGAGGAGGACGCAGGAGAUCCAAGCACCUCCGAGAUGUCGGAAAACACAAAAUCUGCGCUCUGUGCGGGAAGUACUUUGGCCGUCGUGUCGACAUGGAGCGACACAUGA
Messenger RNA from Plectropomus leopardus (leopard coralgrouper), 1574 nucleotides. The record is from RefSeq and is a predicted model, not a curated record. Lineage: Eukaryota; Metazoa; Chordata; Actinopteri; Perciformes; Serranidae.